GUUAAUUCUUUCUGCAAAUAUAAAACUUUACGGUGACCCACGUUGACCUUAUUGCAAAUGCCUUAGUCACUAUUUUAAAUAACGCUGUUCUGUAAAGUUGUGGAAACUUUCGAAUUUAUUGUCGAAAAUAACUUUGACAGAGCAGCACUCAAAUUGAUGCUGAUUAAGUUUCACAUUUAAUUCUGAAGUGUAGAUUCUAAUUAUUCAACGUUUAAUGAUGGUUAAUAUUUCGGAUCGUAAAAUGGGUGCAGAUACUGGGAAAUGUAACGAGGGUUUUUCAGGUGACAUUUGCGAGACUGAUCUCAAAAUUAUACAAAAUGGCAGCACAAAUGAAGUACAAAGCGGCGAAAACCAAGACGAUAUCGUAAUGGAAGAAGUAAAAGAACGACCCCUGAUCUAUAACAUAAGUGAAAAUCCACCAUUUUAUCUAACUAUAAUGUUUGCUUUUCAACAAGCAUUAAUGUCAAUAUCUGCAUCCAUGUCCGUGUCGUUAACGGUAGCAGAAGUUGUCUGUGCCAGGGAUGACGCAGAAAUUAAAUCUCAGCUUCUCAGUACAGCCUUCAUGAUGUCUGGUAUAUCAACCAUGUUAAUGUGCACAGUUGGAGUCAGAUUACCAAUAUUCCAAGGUCCAAGCGGAGCGUACGUAGUACCACUUCUAGUUUUGAUGGCUAUGAAAGAAUGGAGCUGCCCUGCAAGAGAAGAAUUGGUGGCUUUAUAUUCUAAUUCGUCCAUCAACAUGACAGAAGUAAAUGGUCGACUCCCUGUCCCUAAAGAGUUCAUCCUUGGUCAGAUUGAAAAAUUACAGGGAAGCCUAAUGGUAGCCGGUGCCAUUCACAUUUUGAUUGGUCUAACUGGAUUCGUAGGCGUGGUCGCCAGAUACGUUGGACCAAUCACCAUCGUCCCUGCGCUGCUGAUGAUUGUGCUAUAUGUUCACAAAGUGAUAGUGAAUUUUGCUGAAACUUUUUGGGGUUCCGCUUUGUCGACAACGGCAUGUGGUCUCAUUUUAGCAUUGUAUCUACGAGGGAAAAUGACGCCGAUUCCAUUCUGGACUAGGGAAAGAGGUUUCCACAUCUUCUGGUAUCCAUUACAUCAAAUGUUUUCGAUAUUGAUAUCAGUAAUAUUUGGAUGGAUUUUAAGCGCCAUAUUUACCAGUACGGAAAUAUUAUCCAGUGAUCCAACCAGUAUCCAGUUUUAUGCCAGAACUGAUGCCACGAAUGAUAUUAUUACAACUAAUCCAUGGUUUUAUUUUCCAUAUCCAGGUCAAUUCGGAAGCUCCAGAUUUGACACGGCUACAUUUGUUGGUGCAUUUGUAGCCACAAUUGUGUCAGUGAUAGAUUCAGUUUGUGAUUACAGAGCAUGUGCUAGGGUGUGCUACGUUCCUCCCCCACCAGCGCAUGCCAUGAAUCGUGGAAUAUUUUGGGAAGGUUUGAUGAGUUUUUUUGCUGGUAUGACUGGAGCUGGGCAUGCAACUAGUUCCUAUGGUGGCAAUAUUGCUGCUAUUGGAAUUACUAAGGUUGCUAGCAGGCGAGUCUUUCAACUCUUGGGUUUCCUACAUAUAUUAUUUGCUAUAUUAGGAAAACUGAAUGCUGCGAUUAUCACCAUACCUUACAGUGUAUUGGGAGGCACCAUGAUCUUAUAUUUUGGUGUUUUCUUUGGAAUCAUUCUGUCCCAGUUGCAGUUUGUAUAUAUGAACAGUACCAGGAAUCUAGCUAUUCUUGGUAUAAGUAUUUUGGUAGGUUUCAUGGCACCAAAUUGGACUGACAAAAAUCCGGAUGGUAUUAAAACAGGUGUGGCAGAGUUGGAUACGGUUAUAACCAUGUUAUUAGCAAAUGGUAUAUUUGUCGCUGGGGCACUGGCUUGUUUCCUGGAUAAUACCGUCAAAGGCACAAGAGAGUCACGUGGAUUAACAUUCCAGCUUGGAGGUGCAGAAUCGAAUAAAACUGACAAAAAUAUAGAAUAUGAAGAAGGAAUAGAAAUUUAUGACGUGCCAUGGAUUCCUGAUGUCGUAAAAAAGUCUAGAUUUACUAAAUAUUGUCCUCUAUUGCCUACAUAUGAAGGAUUGGAAACAAACGCCAACAAAGACGAGAUACAGAAAGGAAAUGCAUAGAAGACAUUUUAAAUCACAAGGUUGCGGUGGGAAUUCUAUAGAAACUAAUGUAAAUUCAGUAUCUUACUUUAGUACUGAUGGAUUUAAAUAAAUAUGGGCACUA
Messenger RNA from Patella vulgata (common limpet), 2210 nucleotides. Its product is annotated as solute carrier family 23 member 1-like. Gene Ontology annotation, cellular component: membrane. The coding region runs from base 215 to 2107 and encodes 630 amino acids. The transcript has 11 exons. The record is from RefSeq and is a predicted model, not a curated record. NCBI's taxonomy places the organism in Eukaryota, Metazoa, Mollusca, Gastropoda, Patellidae. Gene Ontology annotation, biological process: transmembrane transport. Gene Ontology annotation, molecular function: transmembrane transporter activity.